AUGGCUAGCGCGGAAGAAAAGAUUCCAGGCGCUGUGGCCGAGCACGCUGAUAUCACCAUUGAGAAACAUGAAACCGCUGGUCAUGAGUCACCAGUCAAAGAAGCCUUCAUGGUGGCUGCAUCCAAGGGCCAAGGACUCUCGGGCUACGAGACAUUGUCUCUCUGGGAGACUUGUAAGGCUUUCAAAGUUUGCACCGCUUAUUGUUUCCUGGUAGCUUUCAGUGCCGCUACUGAUGGCUAUCAAAUUGGAAUAAACGGAAAUAUCAUCGCCAAUCCUGGCUUCGUUCGACAGUUUGCCACCAAAGUCAACGCCGACGGCGACCCCACGUUCGCCUCGCCUAUCCUCAGUGCCUGGAGUGCCAUCAUGUCGGUUGGACAGAUUAUCGGAAUGUCCACUCUGCCUUUUAUUUCUGAUCGCUUUGGUCGCAAGACGGCUAUGUAUAGCUACUGGCUUAUCCUAUGCAUGAGUGUGCUUGCUGAGUCCCUUGCCCGGACCUGGCCGGUCUGGCUUAUUGCUAAGCUGCUUGCUGGCAUUGGAGUUGGAUGCCUCCAGUCUACAGUCCCAACUUAUAUCGCCGAGACAGCUCCUGUGCGCAUUCGAGGAGGUCUCCUCAUUGCAUAUAGCUUCUGGUUCGCACUGGGCGCCUUCUUUGCGCCAGUGGCCCUUCAGAAGUCGCUCCGUCGCCUGCACUGGGAAAUCAGUGAUUAUGACAUUGAUCACCAAUACGAGCUUCUUGUCAUGGCCGUCAAUCAUGAGAUGGAGGUCGCCAGGGAGGCCAAAAAAGAGAAAUGGUACAAUAUCUUCAGGGGUACCGACGGCCGACGCACUCUCACAGCACUGUGGACGCUCAUGACACAGCAAUUUAUUGGUCUCACUCUAUUCUCAACUUUCGCUUCCUACUUCUUCCAGCAAGCUGGCAUUAAAGACCCGUUUCAGGCUACUUGCAUCACGUCAGCGAUCAACAUCCUCGCCAAUAUAACUAUGAUCCUUACCGUUGAUCGCCUGGGUCGUCGCAACUACUCAUGUGGUGGCUCGACAUUGUCUUGGCUAUCAUGCGUGGCUAUUGGCAUCCUUGGUGUUGCACCUCGCGUCAAGGCCACGGAUUACCUAUUCCUCUUCUUUGCCUGUCUGUGGAAUGUCGGCAUAACAGCCAACGGAGCAACAGGAUGGGGUUUUAUUGGAGAAAUAUCGUCGCAACGUUUGCGAUCAUAUACAGCCGGGUUCGGCGCGGCGUCUACCUGCGUCGCAGGCGUCAUCAUGAAUGUUUUGACCCCAUACAUGGUCAACGCAAAUGAAUGGAACUGGGAGCUCAAGACAGCUUGGUUCUACGCUGGAAUUGGCUUGCCGUUCGUGGUUGGUAUGUGGCUGUUGAUUCCCGAAACUAAAGGACGUUCUGCGGCGGAAUUGGAUGAGCUGUUUGAAAGCAAGGUCAAGCCCUGGAGGUUCCACAAGACACAGACGGCCACUCAGACUGCCCUGGAAGCUCACCAAGGAGGCUACAACAGUGUGUCGGUGUGA
Molecule: messenger RNA, 1518 nt
Organism: Fusarium tjaetaba
Lineage: Eukaryota; Fungi; Ascomycota; Sordariomycetes; Hypocreales; Nectriaceae
Product: sugar transporter
Exons: 6
Coding region: 1-1518 (505 amino acids)
Biological process (GO): carbohydrate transport; transmembrane transport
Cellular component (GO): membrane
Molecular function (GO): carbohydrate:proton symporter activity
Source: RefSeq, a predicted model, not a curated record